AUGUCAAAUGCUUCUAUUGUUUUGCCCCGUCCGGGGACAGUGAAGCCGGGCAACGCAGUGCGAGUAGUCAAGGCCCCCUCCGAAGCUGCUUUCAUCUCUACCUUUGGCCAACUGCUGCCACCAGCAUCAUAUUUACAGACGCCAAAAGGCACAGCUGCAUAUUACGAAAUCCAGGCUUCGUCUCCUACACCCAAAGACAGCAAAAAGCCAAUUAAACGUGUGUUUUUCGUGCAUGGUAUUCAGACGCCUUCAAUCGGCCUACAACCACUAGCAAGCGCGCUAUCUUCGUUUUUUCCACAUGCCCAGUGUGUCCUUGUUGACCUAUGGGGCCACGGCCUGACGGACACACCAAUUGUACCCCACGAACCGGCAAUUUUUCAUGAGUUGUUAGAGAAUGUGAUGGCGCAUCUUAGAUGGGAAGAUGCUCAUUUCAUUGGGUAUUCGUUUGGCGCAUCAACUGUGGCGAGUUUCGCCGCUAUUCGCCCUCAACGUGUAUCAUCCAUGGUGCUGGUUGCCCCCGCAGGGCUGAUACGCUCCACAAAUUUUGGGCCGCAGAAAACGUAUUUGGAUGGUGGUGAGGGGUUGGAGGAGCAGGCACAGGCGUGGAUCUUGGACUUUCUUGAAGGGGGUCCGUUAACUGUUCCCUCGGAUUGGAAAGAUAGGGUCAACCGAGGUGAAGUGGUUGCUGAGGCGGUUAGAGAUUGGCAAAUGAAAGAGCAUGAAGGGCAUCUAGCGAGUGUGGUAGGUUUAUUUAGAGACGGCGGAGCACUGGAUAGACAUGCAGAAUUCGCUGAAGCGGCAACAAAAAGCAUUAAGACCCUAUGUAUUCUUGGAGAGCUGGAUGACUUGUGCAGUACAUCAGACCUGCAAGAUGUUGCUAGCAAACUUUUUUCACUGCUGAAUGUUUCGGACAAAAAACCUAACGGCAAUCACAAAAUGGCAGCUAUUUUAGCAAGUACCGGAAACAUCGUUGGAAGCAAUGAAGUAUUCAUGAAGCCAUCCACGCGAUUGCGAAAGCUCAUAUCGCAAGAUGGCGUAUGUAUACAAGCUCCGGGAGUGUACGAUGGUAUAUGCGCUCGCGUAGCUAUCGAACAAGGCUUCCAGGUUAUGUAUCAAUCCGGCUCAAUGACUACUGCUUCUCGUCUUGGUCGAGCGGAUCUAGCUUUUGCAUCUCUCAACGAUUUUGCUCAAAAUGCACAAAUGAUUGCGAACAUUGAUCCUCGAAUUCCACUUAUCGCAGAUGCGGACACUGGAUUCGGGUCCCCCCCGAAUAUUGCUCGAAUGGUGCAGAUGUAUGACCGGUGCGGUGUGGCUGGCUUUCACAUUGAAGAUCAAGUAGCCAACAAGAGAUGUGGUCAUUUGAAAGGCAAGGACGUUGUUGAUAUGGAGACGUGGAAGUCAAGAAUAAGAGCAUGUGUAAUUGGUCGUGACUCAAUUUAUGGAGGAAGUGAUAUUGUGAUCAUCGCACGAACAGAUGCAUUGGCAGUAGAGGGUUACGACGCAGCUCUUGAGCGGGUGGGAACAAUGUCUUCCGUCUAA
Messenger RNA from Talaromyces rugulosus, 1539 nucleotides. RefSeq lists its product as uncharacterized. The record is from RefSeq and is a predicted model, not a curated record. The transcript has 4 exons. Gene Ontology annotation, molecular function: catalytic activity. Bases 1 to 1539 code for a protein of 512 amino acids. NCBI's taxonomy places the organism in Eukaryota, Fungi, Ascomycota, Eurotiomycetes, Eurotiales, Trichocomaceae.